AUGCCCAAUAGCUUUGACUCGCGUCCAUCAGAUUUUAAUGACGGGAUGGAAGCUCUUCUCAUGGGAGCUGCAGAGCCUGUCAAUGUAUGCGAAGGGGACCAAUUGAUAUCCCAGGUUCGAAGCUGUACCCCCGACUCUGCGCUGAGUCACGAUUAUAAGAACUGUCCUGGUCAAGGUGGGUAUGGCCAAGGCCUCCCAGUGUACCCUUGUGGGUGCUACCAGUAUGGAAAGACAAUGCUGGGCGUUUACGGAGUCAACCUCCGAGAGCUGGGGUAUCCUGAGACUGAGGAUGCGUCUGGAGCUGAACAACACAAGAGAAUCGAACAGGAGAUUAAUGAUUGGAAUGCGCAAGUCGAAAAUGGUAGCGGUGAAAUGCUGCCUCCAAAACGAAAGAGAUCAACAUCAGAUGUCGGAAAUGUUACACCACGCCAAUUUGGUCAAGAUAUGACUAAUAUCAGACGCGCUAUGUCAACGCCAGUGCUUGAACUGUCGCAAAAGUUUAAGCGCAGGAAGCUGGGAAAAGCUAUUGAGUUGAAAGGAAGUACGACUCACGAAACUUUGCUUAAAGUAGGGAAGGACGUCGAAGCUGCGAUUGAUAGGCAAACAGAGAUGCUUUCCAAGCUUUAUGACCUUUUGGAGAGCCGUGCCAGCCUGAAUACCUCUGACAAUAUGGGAGGGUGUUUCAAUGCUAGACCAGUGCAAUGUGACGGAGGAGUUGGCCAGCGUCUCACAGGAGACAAAGAUACCACCAGGAGGUUCUCACUGGAGUAG
This is a messenger RNA of Suillus plorans, 771 nucleotides long. RefSeq lists its product as uncharacterized. The record is from RefSeq and is a predicted model, not a curated record. NCBI's taxonomy places the organism in Eukaryota, Fungi, Basidiomycota, Agaricomycetes, Boletales, Suillaceae. Bases 1 to 771 code for a protein of 256 amino acids. The transcript has 5 exons.